Messenger RNA from Paramecium primaurelia, 427 nucleotides. The record is from the annotation of a GenBank genome assembly. NCBI's taxonomy places the organism in Eukaryota, Ciliophora, Oligohymenophorea, Peniculida, Parameciidae.
AGAACAUAAACCUUGUAAUUGUAAGAAAAGUAAAUGUUUGAAAUUAUAUUGUGAUUGUUUUGCUAUUGGAAAAUUAUGUUCUUCAAAAUGCAAUUGUUGUGGAUGCUUUAAUAAUACUUCUAAUUUACUUGAAAGAAAUUCCUUUAUUCAAAAGAUGAUUGAAAGAAAUCCAUAAGCAUUCAAUUAAAAAGUAUAAGAAGUUGAAUCUAAAAUGACACAUACAAAAGUAAAUCUAUAUUAAAAUAGAAUUUAGGGAUGUAAUUGUAGAAAAAGUGGAUGCCAAAAAAAAUAUUGUGAAUGUUAUUAAAUGGGAAUAGAAUGCUCUGAUAAUUGUAAAUGUGAUGGAUGUCUAAAUUGUAGUUCAAAUACAUUCACAAAAUAAUAAGAUACAUCUUAAUACUCAUUAAAUCGUAAACUUAAUUUUUGA